This is a messenger RNA of Oppia nitens, 967 nucleotides long. RefSeq lists its product as uncharacterized. NCBI's taxonomy places the organism in Eukaryota, Metazoa, Arthropoda, Arachnida, Sarcoptiformes, Oppiidae. Bases 140 to 910 code for a protein of 256 amino acids. The record is from RefSeq and is a predicted model, not a curated record. The transcript has 3 exons. Gene Ontology annotation, cellular component: mitochondrial large ribosomal subunit; mitochondrion.
AUGUUAUGAUAUGUUAUCUUAAAACACAUUUUCAUUACAACUCAUUAUAACUCAAACAAUAUAUUUAUAAAUGAUUUACCGUUUGAUUAGUUUUUUAAUGUUGUUUUGACGACAAUUAUUGAUCCAUAAAAUUCAAGACAUGAACCGAUUGGUCGCCAAACGACCCAUCGAUUUGGUACACAAGUCGUGCCAAUUGGUGUCACAACGUCUGGUCACUUACGACGUGAAGCCGACGGGAGAGAAAGUUGUGGUUAAUAUAAUACCCCAGAGGAGGACCAAGAAGGAGGAGUGGAUGAAUGUUAGACCUAUGGGUUAUGAACCCACUCUCAGACAAAUCAAGAACAUUGAAUUCGAUCCCAGACUCGAGUCCGACCCGUCGGUGGCCAGACAGACGGCCAGCAAUAAACUACGGUCAAUGAAAGAUCAACUUAUGAGCCGAGGCUUUUGUCGGGAAAUUAAACCAUACGAUCCUCCAGAAGAGGUCGAAAAUAUUAUUAAAACUAUUUGUUUUAAAGUAUUGUCAAAUAAAACAACAAAUGAACGACAAAACUGGUCUCACAUAUCAUUAGACAAUAGGAAUCUUAAGUUCACGUUUUUGAAUGAGUGUUCAAAACAACUCAAUUAUGAAAUACCAAAUUCAAUGCUAUAUUUGAUGAAAUCAGUAUCAGAUGUCUUCAAUUUUUACUCGACACCCAUUCGUGGCGUUUCUUCGUAUGAAAAAAUGGUUCAAAUGAGCGAUACAUUACCACAGAAUCUUCAUGUGAUUCCCGAACCGAUUCUUUACAAUCAGGAAACCGACACUUUUUUCGGUGGUAUUAAUGCCUAUCCAUUCAGUACUUAUAGGAUAAAAGGUUUGAGAGCUAAGAAAAAAUAUCAAUUUAAGGAUCGUUUUGUUUGGCCCGAUGUCUAACACAUCGACAAUAAUAUUAGUCAUUUUAUUAAAAUCUCUAAUUCAUAAAAAUAUAAU